Thamnophis elegans (Western terrestrial garter snake) is the source of this 8851-nucleotide messenger RNA. RefSeq names its product phospholipase C delta 3 (gene PLCD3). The record is from RefSeq and is a predicted model, not a curated record. The coding region runs from base 110 to 2461 and encodes 783 amino acids. Gene Ontology annotation, biological process: intracellular signal transduction; lipid metabolic process. NCBI's taxonomy places the organism in Eukaryota, Metazoa, Chordata, Lepidosauria, Squamata, Natricidae. The transcript has 16 exons. Gene Ontology annotation, molecular function: phosphatidylinositol-4,5-bisphosphate phospholipase C activity; calcium ion binding.
GCAGAAUUUCAAUCUAGAGGAUAGGGCUGCCCUGCAAGUGGGGCUACAAGACGAUAAAAGGGCUUCCUCAGCCCCAAACCGGAGGAUAGGGGAGCCAGUAAGCUCAGCCAUGUUUUGCGGAAAAUGGAAAAAGUCCCGCUUGGAAAGUUAUCACCACCACCAGCAGCUUUCUGCCCAUCAUCAUGGAGGAACUACGAAAUCCUCGGGGCACCGCGCGUUCAAAAAAUUGGGUUUGACAGAUGAUGAAGAUGUUAAAGUGAUGCUGCAGGGAACCUUUUUCUGGAAAGUCAAGACUUAUCAACCCCAGAAACAAAGGCUGUUCCAGCUUCUUGAAGAUGGGAUGUCUGUCUGGUUUGAGACUCGCUUUAAAAAGGCCCGCUCCAAACAUAUUUUCUCCAUCCUCCAUGUUGAAAGUGUACGUGAAGGUUACCAAUCUGAGGGACUUCGGAAAUUUGGUGGUUCUUUUGCAGAAGAGCAGUGCUUCACUAUAGUCUUCAAGGGGAAACGGAAAAACCUGGAUUUGGCUGCUCGGACUGGGACUGAAGCCCAGCAGUGGGUGAGGGGACUCACAAAACUGAUGGUCAGAUGUGAAGCCAUGAACCAGCAAGAAAAGCUUGAGCACUGGAUCCAUGGCAUCUUACAUGAAGCCGACAAGAACAACGACAAUAAGAUGAGUUUCAAAGAGAUCAAAAACAUGUUACGAAUAGUAAACAUAGAUAUGAAUGACAUCUAUGCUUAUCAGCUCUUUAAGGAAUGUGACAAAUCAAACAAUGACCGCUUGGAAGAAUAUGAGAUUGAGGAGUUCUGUACACGACUAAUGAAACGGCCUGAGCUGGAGGACAUCUUCCACCAAUAUUCAGGCGAGGACUCUGUACUUUCUGCUGAGGAACUGCAGGACUUUUUGCAUGACCAGGGUGAAGAAAUAAGCUUGCAACAAGCUCAGCAUAUCAUUCAGACGUAUGAGCUCAAUGAAAAAGCCAGGCAACACAAUCUCAUGAUGCUGGAUGGUUUCACAAUGUACUUACUAUCUUCAGCGGGAAACAUCCUCAACCAGGCCCAUGCCGGGAUCUAUCAGGAUAUGAGCCAGCCUUUAUGCCAUUACUUCAUCUCUUCCUCCCAUAAUACCUACCUAACAGACAAUCAGAUUGGAGGGGCCAGUAGCACUGAGGCAUAUGUUCGGGCAUUAAUGAAGGGGUGCCGUUGCGUGGAACUGGACUGCUGGGAAGGUUCUAAUGGAGAGCCCAUUAUCUACCAUGGCCAUACUCUUACAUCCAAGAUCCUCUUCCGGGAUGUAAUUGAAAGCAUCCGGGACCAUGCCUUCAAGCACUCUUCAUAUCCUGUGAUUCUUUCUCUGGAAAACCACUGUGGCCUGGAGCAGCAGUCUACAAUGGCCCAUCACCUGAAAACCAUUCUAGGGGACAUGCUGUUGAUCCAGCCACUGGAUGGAGACCUAUCCAAGCAACUGCCAUCACCAGAGCAAUUGAAGGGGAAAAUAUUAGUGAAGGGGAAAAAGCUAUCAGAGAACAAGACUGAACCAAGAGUUUACUUGAUCUCCAAUCGUGAGGAAGAAAUGCAGGAGGAAGAAGACCAGAGGUUUUCAUCUUCUCUCCAGGAAAUCAGAUCUCUUCAGGCAAAGGAUGUAGUGCAGAUUUCGCGAGAACUCUCUGAUGUGGUUGUAUAUUGCCGGGCUGUUCCAUUCCAAAGCCUGUCUGAUGCCCUGCUCCACCAGAAACCUACAGAGAUGUCAUCAUUCAGUGAGCGGAAAGCCAGGAAGCUGAUCAAAGAUUCAGGAAACUAUUUUGUCCGAUACAACACCCGUUACCUCAGCCGUAUCUACCCACUGGGUCUGAAGAUGAACUCCUCCAACUACAACCCUCAGGAGAUGUGGAAUGUCGGCUGCCAGAUUGUGGCACUGAAUUUCCAGACACCGGGUUCUGAGAUGGAUUUGAAUGAUGGGCGCUUUUUGGUGAAUGGUCGCUGUGGCUAUGUGCUGAAACCUGCUUUCUUAUGCAAUAACCACAGUAAUUUUGACCCCAAGGUUCCCAUUCAUAGGAGUAGGCAGCACCCUAUUGCCCUCACCAUCAAGGUGAUUACGGCUCAGCAACUUCCCAAACUAAAUAAAGAGAAGAGUUCCUCUAUUGUUGAUCCUUUUGUACGGAUUGAGAUUCAUGGAAUUCCUGCAGACUGCUGCAAGAAACAAACUGAAUACCGGUUAAAUAAUGGAUUCAACCCAUGUUGGAAUGAGACAUUGAUGUUUCAGAUACAAGUUCCAGACCUGGCACUGGUGCGCUUUGUAGUAGAGGAUUAUGAUACAACUUCCUCCAAUGACUUUGUGGGACAAUUUACAUUGCCAUUGCCCAGCAUUAGGGAAGGCUACCGGCAUAUCCAUUUGCUUUCCAGGGAUGGUACAUCCCUAUCUCCAGCUACACUUUUUGUACAUGUUAGAUGCAAGAAGAUGUGAAAGCUAUAAUAAAGGUUCGAUUUGGAAAAUGUGAAAGUGGAUUGAGAAGGUCCAAUCAGCCCUCAGAAGAAUGGAUGAACAGCUGUACUAAUUCAGGAUGCCACCUGCUAUUAAAUCAAGUGAGUUCGGAGCCACAGAGAGGAACCAAAAUGUUGCAGCCAGAAGAGCCAGGCUGAGAGAACAGCAUGGUGUCAAUCCUCACUUGAAUAUCCAAGCUAUUUUAUUAGAGUCAUAAUUUAAGAUUCUUUGUGUAGUUGAAGCUAAAAGCUAUGCAACCUAAAGACUCCUAGAAUGCUUUCCCAUUUUUUCUGAGUAAAUAUUCCAUCUUAUUCUCUUCUUUGCAGUGGCCUGCAAAAAAUAUACACUGGGGGUAGGAAAUUUUUUGUAUUAUUUCUUUGUAAGUCACAAUAGAAGCCCAAUGAAAAGAUGUUAUGUGAUAUCUUGCAAACUUGGGCUAGGUCCAUUGAAAUCUAAGGAUGUGAGAUAGAUUGACUUGUGACCAAGAUUAACAUGUGACCAAGAUUAAUGAGUGAAGGUGGUGUGAUCUUUGUUGCAAAGGCCUAAGAGAAUGAAAUGUGACCCAUAAAUUGAACUGAGGAAUUUGAGUUAGCACAACUGAUUUGGAAUCUGGUUGAGUAUAUAUGCACUUUGACAGGCCAAAAUGGAGACUGGGCACGAAAUUUAGAUCUUUAUUUGUUUAGGAAACAGUCUACUACAUAUAGCCUAUAACUUUUAAGACAGAAGAUUGUAGAAUUUAAUUAGAACCCCAGGAGUAUCAUAGAUAUAUGAAAAUUCAGCACUUCACUUCAGAUCUACUUGGUUAGCUUUUCCUGAUACUCCAGGACAAUUUAAAUGAGAUUUAAAUACUAACUGACAAAUUAGUAUUAACUUGCUAUUCAAGUUAAUCUUUAUUCUAGACAAACACUAAUAAUUAUUCUUAAGUUUAUUUUGAUACAUCACAUAGAUUGAUAUGAGGAAAAUGAGUACUCCUACAUAUUCUCAAGACUCAUUUGUGGAGAAAUGUACUUUUAGAAAUUAGAUUUGAAGCAGUGCACUAUUUUUCCCUUAUAACUUUUCAUUGUAAACUAUUAAAAAAUCACAAGAGCAUUAAGGAUGAAAUUAUUUUUGCUAUAUUGUUUCUCUUGGUGAAUUUGAAAUAACACUAUAUAGCUUUAGAGCAUUUAAUCUUUCGGUACAAAUUAAAAUCAGCUGUUGGCAGCUAGUGGAUGUUUUGGCAAUUGCUAGUUAAGCUGUCACAAUGCAUCUCAAAGGAUUUUAUACUAUAGUCUUACAUUAUCCUACUUCUACUGGGAGUCAUCAAGUUAAUCACUGCCUCUCAAUAUUACCUUUUACAAGAUUGUUCUUGUGAGGAACACACACACACACACACACAAGCUGUUUUGAGUUAUUAGAGGAAAAUCAGUCUAUAACAAUAAUUUAGCGAGGUUUUGUUCAAGAGAGCAAUUACAAGGGUAUAGUUUUAAUUGAGGUGUUUUUUUUUACCUUUUACUGCAGUUUGGAUUAGAUGGAAGAUAAAUCCGUUGGAAAUUUUUAGUAUGCACCCAUGCUUAAGCUAUGUACCAUAGCUUCACAGUAAAUAUUAAGGUGUCAUAAAAGAAAAAGAGUAAUAACUCAUUUAGUGUGGUGUUUUCAUAGCAUUUCAGGUAGCAUAUUUUACUUAUGAACAUUUUCAACAAAGCUUCAAGUAAAAUUCUUUAAUGAUAGUUAAAGUCUCUGACUAUGCUCAGAUUUUUAGCAAAAACACCAGACGCCAUCAAGAUGUCUGUUUGGCUGCUGCUCCUAUUUCACUUUUGGCUCAGCAGAUUCUCCUUUGCAAACCCCGCCCCCCUUUCUGAUUUUUCUAGGCAGAUUUCCAAACUAUGACCAUUUCCUUCCUAUGUUCCUACUUACAACUAGAUUCACUUCAUGAAGCAGCAGCUGCUUACUCUCUUCUAUUUCUGGACAGCAGAAAGCUUGUUUACUACAGCACUUUAGAUCUGUACUCUCAUUUGGGAGAUAAGAUAUUCUCUUUUAACUUGGGGUAGAAAAUCUGAGACAUCAGUCCUGACACAGCAAGGAAGAGCAAGGCUAUAAAAUUGGUCUAGAUCUAUUGUUAGAUAAGUUCAAAUUUCUCUUUUGAGUAUGAUUUAGGCUGCUAUCAGAAGCGUAAGGAUCAGGUUUCCAUAUUUUUCUCCUAUAGUAUUUGUAAAAAUAAAUAAUGGGCAUAUCCUUACCUUAUGGAAUAGUGUGAGGAUGACUAACCAAUGUCUGGUCAUGCAGCAUGCAUUUCAAUCUCUUGGCAACAAUACAGCAUGCAAGACAACAUAGGGCAACAGGAAGGGGGUUUGAAUAGUAGCUACACAUAACUUAUAAAACAGAAACCUAUUACUGCAGUUUUCAAAAAUUAGUCUAAAUUGGCCUCCCACCCAAGAAGCAGUGUGAGAUUGGCCUUGAGUCAAAUUCCAACUUUACUUUAAAACAGUGUGACUUUAUGAAACAGGGUUCAAAUGUGGAUGGAGAAGCAAACUACCCAUAUUUCUUGAGAUUUUCAGAAGAAAGUGGAUUAUAAGUUUAAAAAUUAAUAAAGUUUUUUUCCUGGACAUUCUAGAUUUUCCUACAUAGAUUGACAAAGUGAUCAGAUCAAAUUCAGAAAUGAUUUAAAUACUUGAAACAACAUUAUGUUUGCUGUAUAUAUUUAAUCCUGUAUGUUCUAUGUUUAGCACUAGAUAAAGUUCACUUUUGAAUUUAGCACAUUUUUGCUGGAGCCUAUUUAAACUGAAUGCAAUUUACAAAUCUAGACCUGGCCUCUCUAUGCACAGAAGUUUCUCAGAAAUACUGACAUGUGUUCAUGUCCUACCCCCCUUUUCCAAUGAAAAAAAGACCCCCAUGAGUCUUUUUGUAAUUAUCUAUGUAUUAAUGAGACUUGUUUGUAAUGUAUUUAAUAAGUAAAAGGAUUUAGUCAGAGAAAUAUUUAAGUUCCAUGGAACACCCGAACAAGAAAAAGAAUAAAGUUGUAAUUGCUAUGAUGAAUUCUGAAGCAUCAGUUCCUUUAAUGUGUGUGAAAUUUGGGCAAUACUGAUUGGGAUAAAUUUGUAUUUUUUUUUAAUGUUGCUCUAGCUUCUAUAUACAAGUUUAGCCACAAGAGUUUUGUUUUGUUUUUGAAAAGCAGGUAAGAUCAUACAUAUGGUUUUCCUCCCUAAAAUUCAGAUUUCCUUGUGUUGUGCACAAAUAAAAGCUUUUCUCCUAUUUGCCAAAACGUAUUUGAAAAAUGCUAAGUACUUUGUAAGGCAAGUAUAGCUGAAAUAUAUUUUACGGAGAAAGCCACUCACAUUUCCAUGUGCAAAUGUCUAAGUCAAAAUUCAUCUUCUGGUCAUAAAAUUUAUUCAAAUUGUCUGAAAACUUUAUACCAAUGGAACAACAGCAGCACUUUGAUCAAGGUGUAUAGCUGAAGCCUGUUAUAUUUUUCUUACAGAAAUUGAGAAGCAAAUUGAGAAGCUUAAAGGGGAAAAUGUUUCCACAGUUGAUUUUUCCCCAACUGGCAUGAUGUCUUCUUUUAGAAACAUAAUUGUAUAACUAUGUAUUAAUAGGAGAGAUGAUUUAUCAAUCUGAGAUGGCUGUGGUAUUUUAUUAUAAGUAAAGUAACUACACAUCACUUAAGAUUCUAUACCUGGAUAGCAAGGAAGUCUAACAUUAAAUUAGAAGUUUGCUCAAACCCAAUUAUCCUUGUUCUUGCAGGCUAACUCAUCAAUUAAAUUAUAUAAUCCUGCUAAUCAGUAUACUUUAGGAAAACCUGCUUCCUUAUAUAAAAUGAAUCAAAUUUUAUUGUGUGUUGUUUCUCAAACAGCAUUAUUUUGAAGGCAACCUUCUUACCAUGUCACGGGAUUAAGAAUUAUCCACUCUCAAUAGACUCCCUAUUCUUUACACAAGUCACUUUUAAUUGCAAGUUAUGAAAGGCAGAAGAAUCAACCCACGUUAUGCAAAUAGUAAAUUAUGAAAAUGUUGUUCUCCUAAAUCACUGCAUAUGAAAUUAUUGAAUCACUCAAAUAUACUUGAUAUAUCCUUAAUUAUUCAGUAGAUGCAGGAUGGAAGGUCGUCUAAAAUACAGGGUCUGAAAAAGUGAACAGUAGAACGUGGAAGAGUUUUCAGGCAUGUUGGUAGUAUGAUGCUAAGAAAUAAUGAUCCGCUGUCUUGUCCAAUGGAUUGACAAUGUAUUUAUGUCAAAUCAUGCUUGAGCAUAUUAGAGAGGUCUUAAGUGCAUCCUAUUGAUACAGGAACUUAUACAGUGGGAUUGUACUUGCACUAAUUUCAACUAGCACAUUAUAUCUGCCCCUGUAUUUCUGCCCUAUCCUAACAACUACUGCAUUGCUAUUAUUAUUAUUUCUAUUUUUAGGAUACAAGCUAUUUUUUAAAUUAAUGCUUAUGCAUUAAAUGUGCCAUUUCUUAAGAUGGGAUUCUAUAAUUGGUAUCUUUGAUGAAAAUUAAGUUCUCAAGUUCUCCCUCAUGAAGCACAGAAGGGAAAAAUAGGGUUGUUAAGCAUUUCUUACAUUCAGCAAAUGCUACAAAGGGAUCACAACAUGCACAAGAGACCCGGGACUCCAAAGCUAUCAUCGACACGGUUCACAUUCAGAACUGUAACAGAAAUAAAAAUAAAACUACAAUAACCAAAUAAAAAUACCAGAAUUUGGUCUUCCUAAGUGUGUUCAGAAUCUGAAUUCAGAAGCAAAUCUGCAACAUAAACAGAUAUUAGAACUGAAGCUUUCAAGAGCAUUGUUUUCUAUGUUUCCCACAUAAUGUAUGGGAAUAAUUAUAUCCCAAAAAAGUUAUCAGUGAAUUGUCCAUAAAAGGCAACUUGGACACGUAGCAAAGGCAGAGAGAUCAUAUUGAAGUUUUAUUAUUUAUACUGCUGUCACUGAAAAUUAAGCAAACUAUGCAAAUAGAAGGAAUUUUUUAAAAAGUGUAGAUCUCUUUCAUUAAUUGAAAGGAAUGACACAAGAAAUGUUCAGGUUUUUUGGGAAAAUAUAAUAUUUUCCCACAAGGUUUGUUUUAAAUUUCCAAAUUGCCUUUUUUCUCCAAAGCAAACAAAGGGCAAUAUAUAAACUCUUGAAUUAGGAAUUUUGUGCUAUGUUGUCUAUAUUUUAUCCGCUAAUCAUCACAUUGAUGAUGCUUACUAAAAGUCAUAUAGAUACGUGCACCUUAAUUACACUAUUUUCCCUGAAAUUAAAAUAUCUAUAAUUACAGACAUAUCAUUAUGCCAAUAAACUAAUCUGUGCAAGAUAAAUUAACCUUGAUUUACACAGCAUGAGCCAAGCCUUUCACUGACAAAAUGAGAUGAGACAAUACUAACCUUCCUAGUCUCAUACGAAUCAUCUUUUGAAAGAUUUUUUCACUUUUUGUUGUCAUAUCAUAUUGUGGCAUGAUAGUUUGAAAUAGUGCACUGGAAAGGCCCUCCUCAUCAUGGGUCCUGCUGCCUGGACUGCUAGGAACUAUAGUGCAGUGUACUAAACUCAUUUAACAAUUGCUUAGCUUGCAAGUGGGAAUGUUGUGCUCAACUGUGGUUAUUAAGUCAAGGACUGGCCUAUAUAGCCUAACUAACAUUUAUCUCACCAACAAAGUUAUUACAUCCAACAAAAUAUAUUGAAUACAUUUUGAUUAUAGUUUGCCAUUUUCAUUCUAGCUUGUCUGGUAUUUUCUAUUCUAAGUUUUUAUGUGAACACUAGCAAAAUUGCUAUAUGUAUUUAAUCCACUAGCAGAGCUUCUGAUUUUAUCAGCCGAUUUUCAUUGCAGGAAACGGUCAUAAACAGUUCUUUUCAAAGCUAGACAAUAUAACUUGAUUGCAAGACGAAGAACUAAUGUUUAGAAUAGUCGAUGUGUUAAGAUACUAUAGCUAGAAAACAAAUGGAGAUCAGAAUUGACAGAGAAUAGCUACAAUUUAUGAUAUUAAAUAUCCCCCAAUUACAAUUUCAUGGAAAAAACUGGAGAAUUUCCCCAACAAAACCAAGAAUGGAUUCCAUAAACCAAAAGCCACAAACUCUACAUUUGGUUAUUCAAACAUUAUACUAUAGUUUUAUUAGUGCACAUCCAGGGAACAAUAGCUGGGAUUCAUACCCCAUUCCACCAUGAAGUAAAGAUCAUCCAUCAUUAAAAUAGCCCUUUGGUUUUUAAAAGAAAGUUGUCUUAACAAGGGAUUAGAAUUAAAAAGGCCAUAGUGCUAUGUAAAAACUGAAAGCUAGCUUUAAAACUUCCAUUAACUAGGCCAAUUACGUACUGCAGCUCAGAAUCAUUUUUGCCUCACAAAAAGAGGGAAUACACCUCUUUUGAGAAGAGGGAAUGCACUGUACUCUUCUGACAUAAAUCCAAAGAGCUAAAAUUUUGGUCUUUUUUUUUUAAAAU